GGACAUUAGAACUACCACAAGAAGUGACUGUGGAAAACCGUGUUCAGUGAAAUGCAGUAAAAAAAAUUAUUUGAGAAGAAUGAAUGUGAUCAUGUGAUAUAUUAUUUAGAAAUCCAUACUAGAAUAACCAUUUGUAGUUUAGAGAUCAUUGUGAUGCCACUAGACAAAACCAAAGAAAAUGCAGCCGGUAAUCCCACAAUCAACACUUCCAUGUCUGUACCAUUACUACAACAAGCAGGUUCACACGAGUUAUCAGAUUUAUCACCACCAAACGCACAAACGAAUAAAUUUCACACGAAGAGACUAGCGACGCUGAGGCAUGGAGACAGUCUGGAAAACGACCGAUUUAUGUACCACCCCUAUAUACUCAGCUACUACGAAGGGGAAAAUGGAGAGCCGAAACCGCGCUUACGACCUAAAGCACCCAAACAGAAUUCCGAAGACAAUCAGGACAUGGCUGCCAUGUCAAUCGUGAGUCUGUACAAAAGCGGCGAUAACUUGGACUCAGAAAUGUAUACUGAAAGAGACUCCGAUAGUCGGCCAAAAACCAAACCCCGAAUCGUCAUACCAGAGAGUUCGAUCGAAUCUCAAGAAUGUGAAACUCAACCAAACCACAACGAAUCUAGUCAUAAAGCGAGCGGAAACCGAAAAAGCGAGAGCCCCGGCUGUCGAAUACCCACGAUUUAUUUUGAAGACGGCAUGAGGUCUGUGGAUUUUGUGCUGGUAUGGGACGCUUUCGAGGAUGACGCCAUUACGGAAGCAGCGUACCAGAAGAGGAAGGUUUUUGAGGCGAAUUUGGUCGCAGACGGACUCGAACUGGAAUAUGUACCCCAGGAGAGCAACGGGUUGAACUUCGUUAAGAUACACGCACCAAAGGAAGUGCUGAGGAGGUACGGAGAAAUAUUGAAGCUGCGGAUGCCGAUGAGAAAGUUGCUACAGGAAUUGUGUAAGUUACCCCGAGAAUUCCGUCAGAAUCGUUUAUAUAACACCCCGGCUUUUAUCGCUCAGAUGCCAGCCUUUCAGCAAGUACAGUCAAAAACAAAUUUUCUCGUUGAAGAGAUAACCAGCCAAUGGGAUAAGCUCAAAUCGUACGUCAUAGUAGACACUGAGAAAUUUCCAGAGAAGAACCAACGCUUUACGGCUGUCUACAGCCGCGAUAGAGAAUAUUUGUUUGACGUAGAUUCGCCUUGUUUUUUCACUCCCGCUAUACACUCGAGGAUUGUUCAGUUCAUUCUCGACCGUAAGAAGUACAGCGAUAAGGAACAUGACGAUUUUUCGUUCGGGAUAGAGAAGCUUUUGAAUGAGAGUGUCUACAGUGCUGCGUAUCCACUGCACGAUGGCGACUUAAAACAACCAGGGUCCCUGCGCUACCUUUUGUACAACGAGUGGACGGCAAUAAGAAAAUGGUACCGUUACCAACCGCUGGACUACGUCAAAGACUACUUUGGGGUAAAAAUCGGGCUAUAUUUUGCCUGGUUGGGUUUUUACACCCAUAUGUUACUACCAGCCGCCAUCGUAGGCUUUUUAUGUUUCGUUUAUUCAUGCGUCACACUCUACAACAAUAAACCAAGUGAAGACAUUUGCAACUCCAACAACACAAUAAAAAUGUGCCCUUUAUGCAACCACUGGUGUAACUACUGGGACCUAACAGAGACUUGCACCCACGCAAGAAUUACUUAUCUUUUCGACAAUGCAGCGACAGUUUUUUUCGCAGUGUUUAUGUCUUUUUGGGCGGUCCUUUUUCUGGAACUAUGGAAGCGUUAUUCAGCGGAAAUCACCCAUCGAUGGGACUUGACGGGUUUCGAUAUUCAGGAGGAGCACCCACGACCACAAUAUUUAGCCCGACUUGCCCACGUUAAAAGACAGGAAGUUAACGUAGUGACUAAUCUACCAGAACCACACGUCCCGUUUUGGAGGUUGAGGGUUCCCAUAACAAUUUUUAGUUUCUCAGUGGUGAUGUUAAUGGUUACAAUGGCCCUAGCGACAGUCGUCGCUAUUGUCGUUUAUCGAAUGUCAGUGCUUUUCUCGUUGAGGGUCUACUCAGAUACCGUUGACAACAGUCAGGCGAUUUUGUUCACAACGGCUACAGCGGCCUGCAUUAAUUUAUUUUUUAUUGUGAUAUUCAAUUGGUUCUAUAAUUACGUGGCUGAGUAUUUAACUGAGUUCGAGCUUCUCCGAACGCAGACGGAAUUCGACGACUCGUUGACUCUCAAGAUAUAUUUGCUACAGUUCGUGAAUUAUUACGCUUCGAUUUUUUAUAUAGCGUUUUUCAAGGGGAAGUUCAUUGGUUCGCCCAAAGAUUAUGAAAAAUUGUUUGGUUUUCGACAAGAGGAGUGUGGUCCUGGUGGUUGUUUAUUGGAGCUUUGUAUCCAACUCGCUAUUAUCAUGGUCGGAAAGCAAGCCAUGAAUACCAUCCUCGAAAUGUUGUUUCCGUUGUUUUUUAAAUGGUUGAACACCAUCAAAGUUAAGACUGGACUUACCAAAGAUCGCUCUUGUAAAGGAGAGCGGCCGCAGUGGUUGAAGGAUUAUAAAUUGGUGGAGUGGGGGCCGAGAAGUUUGUUUCCAGAGUAUCUGGAAAUGGUACUGCAGUACGGUUUUGUCACCAUUUUCGUGGCAGCUUUUCCAUUGGCGCCGUUUUUUGCUCUUUUGAAUAACGUCCUGGAAAUGCGUCUGGAUGCCAGGAAGCUUAUAACGUUUUAUAGACGACCCGUUAGUCAGAGGGUCAGGGACAUAGGGGUGUGGUACAGGAUUUUGGACUCUAUUGGAAAGCUGUCAGUUGUUACAAAUGGUUUCAUCAUUGCCUUCACUUCCGAAUUUAUCCCACGUUUCAUAUACAGAAUAUACGUAAGCGAAGACUACAGUUUAAACGGUUACUUAAACUAUUCUCUGUCGUACUUUGAUUCCCGCGAUUUCGAGAAUGAAUCGCUGCCACGAGCCGACAAUUCCCAUGUGGUCUGCAGAUAUCCAGACUUUCGAGAGCCGCCUUGGUCCGACACCCCCUACGCAAGAACACCGACAUACUAUCACAUUUUAGCAGCUCGUUUGGCCUUUGUUGUUAUUUUUGAAAAUGUGGUAGCUUUCAUAAUAAUUAUAAUCAAGUGGUGUAUACCGGAUAUACCCGGCGAACUCAAAGACAGGAUAAGGCGCGAAGCUUACAUUACCAAUGAAAUUAUUAUCAAACAAGAGACAAUCAGGGCACAGAAUGGUUAUCUUUAUCCAUCACCUACUUUACAUAAUGAUGUUGUACGUAAUCUCCGUGAGUGUCCCGCUACUCCUGAACAGUGGGACCGGUUGCUAAGUAAUUCGUUAGCUGGGACCGAUUUUGAUUUAAUGGUACAUAGUAGUGGUUAUCCUGAAAAUAAAGAUAAUCAAGAUCAAACUCCUAUGAGUAUCUAGUUCCUUAGUUGCUAGUCUUUUUUGAGUGAUAUUUUUAGCAGUUGUGGUUUGGAUUUAUACUCGCUGAGAUUUACAUUAGACUAACUCAAAACCAAGAGAUCUGAAAAUACUGUAAACUUAAAUAUUUAUUUUUAAAGUGGAAAUAGGUUUAAAGACAGAAUAUUUUUUACCCAUAGUUUAAAGGAUAUUUUAUUCAGGAGAGUUUUUACAUUUUUGGCCCGGAUUGUUGUGCCUUUUUUAAAUUGACCCUCCGAAAAUAGUUUUAGAAGUCAUUUUCAUCCACAAAUCGCAAUGCUUUUACGAUAAUCGAUUUUAUGUGUUGUUCCUAUUUUUUUUUAUAUCUCGAAAUUACGAAAAAUACUGUGAUAACAUUAGUCGCUUUUGGUGUAAAAAGUCGAAAUUCAUUUGUAACGUUUCCAGUAGCUGCUCAUAAUGUGUCUAAUGUACUUAAGUCCAUUAUCGAAUUUUUUGUUUCUCAGUACCAGUUAAAUUGAAUAUACUCGAGUGUUGCUUAUACGUGUAAACAAACAAUACGUAAGUAAGUAAGUAAGUAUAAUACAAACGACUGUAGAUCUUCCAUUUGUUUUUCCGUCUGCAAAUUCAUUAUUAAUAUUUAUAUAUUAUAUAGGCUGUGGAAUAUUUUAGGUGAAGUGUUGUUUUCUCAUGCUGAACGAUUUAUUUCGUAAUGCUUAGACUCGAAUUGUUAACUCAUGAAUUUUAAUAAUUUUAUGUACUUAUAAGUGAAUAAAUGCUUCCAAGA
Messenger RNA from Zophobas morio, 4156 nucleotides. RefSeq names its product anoctamin-4 (gene subdued). Gene Ontology annotation, molecular function: protein dimerization activity; chloride channel activity. Gene Ontology annotation, cellular component: plasma membrane. Lineage: Eukaryota; Metazoa; Arthropoda; Insecta; Coleoptera; Tenebrionidae. Bases 154 to 3396 code for a protein of 1080 amino acids. Gene Ontology annotation, biological process: chloride transmembrane transport. The transcript is spliced from 17 exons. The record is from RefSeq and is a predicted model, not a curated record.